Messenger RNA from Musca vetustissima, 351 nucleotides. Its product is annotated as rap guanine nucleotide exchange factor 4-like. The record is from RefSeq and is a predicted model, not a curated record. The transcript has 3 exons. Bases 51 to 335 code for a protein of 94 amino acids. Lineage: Eukaryota; Metazoa; Arthropoda; Insecta; Diptera; Muscidae.
UCAGAAAAAUUCUUUCGUGUUGGUGCAAGGAUCGAAACGAAAACGUCAACAUGGCUAUGGAAUGGAUAACGGCUAUGGACAAAAGACCUUGUGACCGUAAUCUGCGCGAUGUUGAAUUGAUAUCCUGUCGUCUGCGGCGUGUGGAGCCAUUGUGUCGUUUGCCCGGUUCUGCAUUGCAGCAAUUGGCUAUGUGCGGUUUCUACGAAGAUCUAGAAAAAGGAGUAACACUUUUUCGUGCCGGUGAACAAGGUCGUUUUUGGUACGCUGUCUUAGGUGGGUCACUCGAAGUGCGCUAUCAUGCCAGUGAUGCCAACGAAGGAAAGGUAAGUACUUAAAAUUCUAAAUAGUUUG